GUUUUGAUUCAGGGGUUCACUCACAUGACUUAAAUUCCUGGUUGAUUGAAUGAAGAUUUAUGGGGGUUUCUUCCUGUUGUCGUCAGGUGGACCGUGGUGACAGAGAUGAGUGCAAGUCGCAGUGCUGCAGGUGUGACGGUGUUUGAUGGACGCAUCUUUGUAUCAGGCGGCCAUGACGGUUUACAGAUCUUCAACACGGUGGAGUACUACAACCACCACACCAACAGGUGGCACCCUGCAGCAGCGAUGCUGAACAAGCGUUGCCGUCACGGGGCAGCGUCUCUGGGCAGUCACAUGUACGUAGCGGGGGGUUACGACGGGUCAGGCUUCCUGAGCGGGGUGGAGGUGUUUAGCUCGGCGUCGGGGCAAUGGAGCCUCCUGGUGGCGAUGAACACACGGCGCAGCAGGGUGUCUCUGGUGUCCACGUCAGGUCGUCUGUAUGCUGUGGGUGGAUACGAUGGACAGUCCAACCUCAAUUCAGUGGAGAUGUACAACCCAGACACCAACCGCUGGACCUUCAUGGCCCCCAUGGUCUGUCAUGAGGGAGGGGUCGGGGUGGGCUGCAUCCCCCUACAGCCCACCUAAACUGGCCAAUCAGAGGCUGUGGACGGAUGUGUUACUGCCUCCUGCAGGCAGGGAGGCAGCGCCCUCCUGUGGUGUUCAGUGAGCUUUAUUGGUACUACGGUCAUGCUUAGACCUGCAUACUGAGGUCAGAUCUGUAGGAUUAUGGGAAAAAACUGUAGCGCUAGCCUACAAAGGCUACCUGCUAGCAUUGUCCUGGACAUUGUGUAUGGACCAGUAAAUAUUCGUUUUGUACUUGAUUGAAUUGACCAAAGGGAUGUCACUUCCUGUCCAGACAACACAAAGCUGCUGAUGAAAUGGGAUGACUGCUUGGAUCCGUUUUCACUGGACCAUUUAUCACUCAUCUAAUGAAUCAGUUAUGGUCGACAGAGUGACACAUCCCCCUCCUCAACCAACCAUAAAGUCUAAUCUCUGCUGCACCUGCAGAGUGUGUCCUGAUGGUGGCGCUGCAGGAGACAGGUUCACCAGGAUCAUUGUGUGUAAGGUGACUCCUCCUGAUUGAGUUUGACCUGACUCACAUGUUCUCUAUAUGACAUCACUUCCUGCGGAUGGCUCCAGAACUUCUCGUAGAAUCUUGAUGUUUUUAAAUUUCCUUCAGUGUCACAGUCAAUCCAGCUGAUUCCAUUAUGAUGUCAUCAAUCGUAGACUCAAUGAUGAUGUUCUCCUGCUUGUUCUAAUGAGUGAACAUGUUUCUAUGACAACCCCCCCCCCACCUCAUUCACAUAUGGUUAUUUAUUUCAUAAUAAAAAAGUUAAACUCAGUCGAGUUUAAUAAAAACACGUUAAAUGAUCAACACGUGUUUUUAUUUC
This is a messenger RNA of Paralichthys olivaceus (Japanese flounder), 1391 nucleotides long. NCBI's taxonomy places the organism in Eukaryota, Metazoa, Chordata, Actinopteri, Pleuronectiformes, Paralichthyidae. The record is from RefSeq and is a predicted model, not a curated record.